This is a messenger RNA of Porites evermanni, 759 nucleotides long. The record is from the annotation of a GenBank genome assembly. Lineage: Eukaryota; Metazoa; Cnidaria; Anthozoa; Scleractinia; Poritidae.
AUGGACGGAGCAGCACUGGUAAACUUGCUUAACCCCACAGGGAAAGAAAAAACAUUUUCCGAAUAUGCCUCAAAUAAGUUUAUUCCUUAUGUCACUGCUCAGCUUCAACAUGUGAAACGCAUUGAUAUUGUCUGGGACGAAUAGGUGGAGAACAGCCUGAAAGCAACAACUCGCAGCAAACGUGGAUCUGGAGUACGACUAAUCGCAGCUAAUUAUAAGCUUCCAAGAAACUGGAAAGAAUUCCUUCAUGAAGAUCAGAACAAGCAGGAGCUCUUUAGAUUCCUUGCACAAUGCGCUACUUCUGUUAACUCGGGUCAGAGACAGAUCUCUACGUAUGCAAGAGGCGUACUGAUGAGCCUUCCACGAGAUGAGACCUCUAGCCUGGCACCAUCCAUGAAGAAGCUGACACAAGAAUGUUUCUCCAUACUGCGGAUGCUAUCCAAUCCAGCUUCACCAAGAUCAGUACUGGCCGAGGCUCUGGUACAGAAGUUACAGGCGCUUGCUUCAGAGAGCAUCCAACUCUGGGUAGCAUUUGGUACUGGGGAACAUCUUCGCUAUCUUGCAGCCCACGAGAUUGCCAACACAUUUACUAACAACGCUGCACUUGCCCUACCUGCAUUCCACACAUUCGCAGGAUGCAAUACGGUGUCCUGUUUCUAUGGGCAAAACAAGAAGACCCCGCUGGACGCCUGGAAGAGUUUUCCAGAAGUCACCCCUGUGUUUAUCGCCUUGUCCAGAGCUCAAACAGAAAUAGCCGAA